Molecule: messenger RNA, 1338 nt
Organism: Fusarium pseudograminearum CS3096
Lineage: Eukaryota; Fungi; Ascomycota; Sordariomycetes; Hypocreales; Nectriaceae
Exons: 3
Coding region: 1-1338 (445 amino acids)
Molecular function (GO): glutamate-5-semialdehyde dehydrogenase (NADP+) activity; NADP binding
Source: RefSeq, a predicted model, not a curated record
AUGUCUCUUACAAAUGCCUCUCCAGAGGCUGCUGCCAAUGCCGCAAAGACAGCAUCCUUCACUCUCGCCACUCUCCCGGCAUCGGAGCGCAACAAUGCCCUCGAAGCCAUCCACGCUGCUCUGACAGCCUCAAAAGACGACAUCCUUGCUGCCAACGCAAAAGAUCUCGAGCUUGCGAAAAAGGCUGCCGCUGAGGGUGGUCUCAGUCAAGCUCUUGUCUCGCGAUUGGAUUUGGGGAAGAAGGGAAAAUGGGAGGAUAUGCUCAAGGGAAUCUUGGAUGUGAGGGAUCUAAACGACCCUGUUGGCCAAAUUCAGAUGAGAACAAAGCUUGAUGAUGAUCUCAUGAUGGAGCGUGUCUCGUGCCCUAUUGGUGUUCUUCUCAUCAUUUUCGAGGCCCGUCCCGAAGUCAUCGCCAACAUUGCUUCUCUUGCUAUCAAGUCCGGCAACGCUGCCAUUCUCAAGGGCGGAAAGGAAUCCACAGAAUCCUUCAUCGCCAUCUCAAAGGUCAUCUCAUCAGCCCUCGAAACCACAAAGGUCCCCAACUCAGCCAUCCAGCUCGUCACAACCCGCGAUGCCAUCGCCGAGCUUCUCGCCCAGGAUCGCUACAUUGACCUUGUCAUUCCCCGCGGCUCAAACGAGCUGGUCCGCUACAUCAAGGAGUCCACCAAGAUUCCCGUCCUUGGUCACGCCGAUGGUCUCUGCCACAUCUACCUGACGGCUUCGGCCGACAAGGAAAAGGCCAUCACUGCCAUUGUUGAUUCCAAGACUAGCUACCCCGCUGCCUGCAACGCCGUCGAGACUCUUCUUGUGCAAGAGUCCGCUCUAAACUCUGUCUUCCCUGGUGUUGCUUCCGCUCUUGCUGCCAAGGGCGUUUCUCUCCGCGUUGACGAAGCCAGCAAGGCUGCCAUUGCCUCUCUGUCAUUAGAAGGUGUCCAGGAUGCCACCCCUCAAGACUACGAUACUGAGCAUCUCUCUCUUACUAUUGGUGUCAAGACUGUCUCCUCCAUUGAUGAGGCCAUCACCCACAUCAACACUCACGGCUCACACCACACCGAUGCCAUCAUGACCUCUGACUCUGUCGAGGCUGAGCGUUUCAUGAACGAGGUUGACUCUGCUGGUGUGUACUGGAACGCUGCCACUCGUCUUGCCGAUGGUAUGCGAUAUGGCUUCGGCACCGAGGUAGGUAUUAGCACAAACAAGAUUCACUCUCGUGGUCCUGUCGGUCUUGAUGGUCUCACCAUCUACAAGUACAAGAUCAGGGGCGAUUACCAAGCAACAGCCGACUAUGGAGAUGGCGAGGGAAAGAAACCUUGGAAGCACGAGAAGUUGACCCUCUAA